Messenger RNA from Ictalurus furcatus (blue catfish), 3823 nucleotides. RefSeq lists its product as uncharacterized. NCBI's taxonomy places the organism in Eukaryota, Metazoa, Chordata, Actinopteri, Siluriformes, Ictaluridae. The record is from RefSeq and is a predicted model, not a curated record. Bases 344 to 1156 code for a protein of 270 amino acids. The transcript has 6 exons.
AGAAACAAAAAGUGCCCGGUAUUAGGGCUGUGUUUUUAACUCCUCCCCUCCCCCACUAUAAACGUCCCGAAGCAAUUGAAGGCACCUGUUCAAAGGACAGCAAUGUGAUACUGAGUCGAGUCAGUGUUUCACUUUGGAGUUUUCUUUUCUAUUUUUUUUUUGUUUUUUUGAGGUAAUAUUUCGAGUUUAUAUUUAAUUUGGUUUUUUUUUUCCUUCCCAGUGUAUGAUUUAUUUAUUUAUUUUUGUAACUGAACACGCAGAAAGGAAUGUGUCAUGACAACUGGCUCCACCUUCUAGGUCAGUGCUAACAGGAGACGGUUCAGGAUACUGGAGGUUUGUAACAAUGAGGUUUUUCCAGCUUUGGUUGACUGUAUGGUUGUAUACCAUUGUGGGCCUGCACAUGUCUGUGAGUAUAAGUGUGACGUUUCCAAACAAGGAGCCUUUAAACAUAGCACUGGGCAGGACUCUGGUUCUGGAAGCUCAGUAUCAACUCCAGCAAGGUGAUAAGAUUAUAUUAAGAACAUGGGAACGUAAGAACAGCGACGGGGAAGUCAGAGUGGCUGAUGGCGACGAAACACAUAACAACAGGACAUUUGUGGAGAAGAACGGAGCUCUGUUACGGAUAAACGGAGUCACAGACAGCGAUUACGGACUCUAUAAAUUUACAGUCACAGUUGCCAACGGAGACCAAGUGUCGGAUUCUCGUAACGUGCUAAAAAUAACAAAUCCUCCAAAAGCUUCUCUUUCCAUGAAAUGUAGCACCCUGAGUGAGGGGGCACAGUGGGACAGUCCUGUGUUUUCAUGGCAAGUCGAUGGCGUCAGCAUCACCAAUCAGACUGGUGAGAUAUCCGCAGAUGGCAGCACGCUCCUCUUGAGAAAUCUGGGCCAAAACUACACCUGCAUUACGGACAGCAGCCAAGGGUUGAGCAAAGUCCAAGUGAGCAGUAAAGCGCCCGACCCACAGCCAGAUCCAUUACCGGACCCGAGUCUAAACGGAUGUUAUAGUGUUGUAUGGGUUGUGUUUGCAGUCCUUGAAUUAAUAAUCAUCGCUGUUUUGAUUGGGUUGUACUGCUAUAAGAAGCAUACUUCUUCUAAGGAAGAUAGUGGCUAUAGGGAUGCUACAGGGACCUCGCUUUCACUAAAGAGCAAUCCUUAAGUAGUGUACUGCUUAAGGCUACUGAGCACUUCUAUUAAUUUAAAUGUAUUCCCUAUGCUAUUUAAUUUAGAAACAGAUUAUUUAUAUCGGAGAACAUUCAUCGAUGCUCAAGAAGGCUACACAAUACAUGAAGAUCCCCGGGGUGUAAACUUUUGAACAGGAUGAUUGGUGUAAAUUUUGUUUAACGAUCUUUUGGGGGUUUUUUUUGUUUUUGUUUUUGUUUUUUUGAUUUAGUACUACUGUUCAGAUGCUAUAAGAUAUAUUUAAAUGUUCAUGAAGGAUUAAAUCAUUUCGAAGUUUGCUGUAAAAAUAGUCUGUCCAUAUUGGUGAUUGUGCUUCGAGUACAGUAUUGAGGUGACCGAAACAACACUGUACAGUUUCCCAAUACUAAAGGGAGGGUGUUUUUUUAGUGUGUCAGGAAAUGAGUCAGCACUUGAUAAAGAGGGUGGUGGCACAUGCACAUCGGGGGACUUGAAACGGAAACACAGCUUGUGACUGUUCAGGAGAAGGAUAAAGGAAGUCCCUGAAUAAUCAGUCCUAUUGUUUUCUACAGCACACUGGUUUUUAACACUGUUCUAGGCUAUAUAUUCUAGCAUUUUUAUUAUUAUUUAUUUUGCUUAAAUUUUACACAUUCCUUAAAAUUAAAAAGUCCAGAUAGAAUAGUUUUUUUUGUUUGUUUGUUUGUUUGUUUGUUUGUUUUUUUUAAAUGAAUAAAUCUUUUUGACUUUUUAUUUUGGACACACUGACGUAUAGAGCACUGUAAUUCCGCACUUGUAGCACUUAAGCGUAUAUUCUGAUACUGCUAAUGCUAACACUGUUUAUCCUCUAACUCCUCUAAGUGCAUCUUCCUUUACUGGCAUAAUUUAUUUAGUCCCGUUAUUAUCCGAGAGCAGCCAGGAAAUAUAAUGAAUCAUUCAGUGUAAAGGUAUAGGUCUUACGUUAGUAGAUGGUGUGAAAUAUUAAAAUGCUCUGACACUAAAUUAAAACGUGGUAUAAGAUGACCUUUGCACAGCGAUGAGUCUAAAAUGUUUUUUUUUUUUUUCUUUUGUGUGUCAAAAGCCGUCCUUUCUUACACUCCCGUAACUUCCAGUUUAACUAGUGUGAAAGUUCUAAAGUGCAAAUGUAAUGAAUAACGGUCUACUAUACUUCAGUUCUAACAUGUACAUGAGUCUUAUAGUUGUGCCCAAAAGUUUGCAUACCCCUUGCAGAAUCUGCAAAAUCUUUUUACUUUUAACAAAAUAAGAGCGACCGUAAAAAUCCCAUGUUCAUAAAUAAAUAAAUAAUUUACUACUAUCCCGAAUAAGCUAUUUCACAUAACAGAUGUUUGCAUGAAGUCCACAAGACAGAUUAUUCAGAAAAAUCCACCAGGUCCUGCACGUUCUUUGCUUUUCCAGCAUCUUCUGCAUAUCUGACCCCUUUCCAGCAGCGGCUAUAUGAUAGUCAGAUCCAUCUUUUCACACUGAGGGACUCGUACACGACUAUUACAAAAGGUGCUAUUCACUAUUCACCGAUGCUCAAGAAGGUAACAGGAUACAUUAAGAGCCAGUGGGUGUAAAGUUUUGAACAGGAUGAUCAAGCUUAUUCAGGACCGUACUAAAUAAAAAUAAAAAAACAUGGGAUUUUUAUGAUUGCUCUUAUUUUGUUAACAGUGUUAAGACUGAGCAGAUUCUGCAGGGGGUAUGCAAACUUUUGGGCGGAACUGUAAGUGUUUCAAAGAAACAAAUGUCAUAAAUAAUUCACUACACGUUCAUCUUUGUGAUGUAUUUUUAUGAAUAGAAGUAUACUGUGUAUCUAUGGAUAUAAUGUCAAAUAUAUGGGUAAUAUUUGAUAGUAUCAAACUACAUGCUUUGUGAUCUUUUCCUUAGUAUUAUGAUGAUUAUUAUAUCUUUUUUUUUUUUUUUUUUUAACCAAUCUUAUACUGAAAGGCCCGGUGUGGCUGCAUUUUUUUCAUGCCAAGCAAAUAGAAGCCACACCAUGGAUCACAGAUGGGAUAAGAUUCUCAUGCUGUGUUUUUUCCUUUCUCAUUUAAAACAAAAGGUUCUACUUUGAUCUCAGCUGUCCAUCGAUCAUUCUUACAAUAGUCUUCUGCCUUUUCCACGUGCUCUUUGGCAAACAGCAGACGGGCAGCAACGUUCUUUUUGGAGGGCUGCAGUUUUCUCCUUGUAACCCUGCCAAGCACACUGAGCACAGGUUGAGCAAUUAUGGAGAGGGUAACAAUGGUCAUGAAUUUCCUCCAUGUGUAAACACAUCUGUCUGGCUGAUGGACUCUUUAGAGAUGGUUUUGUAACUUUUUCCAGCCUGAUGUGCAACAACAUGUUUUAUUAUUAUUAUUAUUAUUAUUUUUUCCCUGAGGUCCUCAGAAUUCCCCUUUGUUUGUGCCAUGAUACAUUUCCAUGACCACAUGUGAAGAUCAGACUUUAAUAGAUCCUUAUUCUUUAAAUAAAACUAGACACUCACCCACUCCUGACCUCACAUGUUUUAAUUGGGUUCUCUUUGUCUACUUUUAGGACUUGUGUGAAAAUCUGAUGAUUGUUUUGGGUUGUAUUCAUGCAGAAAUAGAGAACAUUCUAAUAUGGGGUUAGAAAUGUUUCAUAAUUCCAAAUAAUGAGAUUACAAUCCACAAAUAAAUGUAGUGAGAUUUACAAAGAUUAAACAAAUUCACAAAUG